Ceratosolen solmsi marchali is the source of this 634-nucleotide messenger RNA. It is a transcript of the gene Cpr92F, whose product is annotated as cuticular protein 92F. Lineage: Eukaryota; Metazoa; Arthropoda; Insecta; Hymenoptera; Agaonidae. The transcript has 2 exons. Bases 68 to 538 code for a protein of 156 amino acids. The record is from RefSeq and is a predicted model, not a curated record.
CUGAGCUAUAUAAGGUGAUAGCAAACGCCGUAACACCGUAGAACGCGACUUGAACUAACCAGUGAACAUGAGGCUCCUCAUCGUCUUCUCCAGCCUUGCGGUGGCAGUACUCGCCAAACCCGGUUACCACCACGCACCGGAUGUACAUUCCUUCCAACCCUACCACGGACCCCUAGCUCCCCUGGCCCAUGACGGUCGUGUGGUCGACACCCCCGAAGUGGCGCAUGCAAAGGCCGCGCACUUCCACGCCUACAAUGAGGAGCUCUCGAAGACGGCCUACCACAGCCCGGCUCUCCCAGAACAUCCCGAGAUCUCCCACCAUCAACCGGCACCUCACGGCCUUGCCUACAGCCACCCCGAGCCAGAACAUCACGCCUACCAUGGACCACCGGCACCCCUCGCUCACGAUGGUCGCGUCGUCGAUACUGCCGAAGUCGCUCACGCCAAGGCUGCCCACUUCCACGCCUACGCCGAAGAACUCUCCAAGGUCAGCCAUCUUCCCCAUCAAGGCGCCGAACCCACAUACCAUCAUUACUAAGCGAUCAGCUGGCUUUAACUAAGGAACUUAUUUAUCGUACACCCAAGCAUAUACAUACAUAAUCACACCAAUAAUUUUACCCGCACAAAAGGUAUU